AUGGAGCCUUCAACGACAUCAUCAUCUACAUCUUCACCUGCAAAGCGACGCGCCCUCGCUCCCUUGGAUGCCAACGCGCUUGCUGCACCAAAGAACUUAUUCAAGCCUACGCUGGGUCACAGUCCUGUCAAGAUGGCCAUCGAGGGAAGGAAGAGGCUGCUCGAUAUCGAGGGUAGCGCGCCGGCGGCUAAGAAGGCGUGUCUGGGACGUGAUGAGGACGCGUCUGUGAGAAGUGCCAGUCCUGACGUGAGCUCCGUGUUCGACACGUCUGCCAACGAUGCAUCAUGGGUCACCACCACGAGCGAUCAUGAUACAGCUCCACCAGCGGCGACUACGCAGCAACCUACGAUAUUAACACGCCAGCAAAUAAGACAAAGAGCAGAAACACUCCGUCUUCGCCUAUCGCUCGCCAACUACAAAGUCCGCACAGGCCAAACGACCGUGCCCCUCUCAGAACUCCAACAACGACCGCUGCCCCGCGAAUCCCCGCGCGUCGUCCGCGUGCAGAGUCCCGUGUCCCCCGCUGCGCCUGCGCCUGUCCAAGAGGAAGUGGAAGCGGCUGCUGAGACGAGGAGUCGACGAGACUCGAUAGACUCCCAGGCGACAGAGAUCGUGCCGUCAGACGACGAGGAGCAAAUCUGA
Messenger RNA from Fusarium pseudograminearum CS3096, 642 nucleotides. RefSeq lists its product as uncharacterized. Lineage: Eukaryota; Fungi; Ascomycota; Sordariomycetes; Hypocreales; Nectriaceae. The record is from RefSeq and is a predicted model, not a curated record. The transcript has 3 exons. Bases 1 to 642 code for a protein of 213 amino acids.